AUGCCUCCAGCUAGCCUCUUGUUGCAUUGGUCUCUAACUGCAGGGCUGCCAGCUGCUCUCCCCAGCCUCUCGCUGGAGCUUACUGUCCUCUACAACUCCCUGCUUUUUGCUGUUAGUGAGUCGGACGGCCUCGUCGAGGGAGAAGCAGAAAGAAUCAACCAUGGGCUCAUUAGGGUGCUGGAGGCUUGUGGGGUGUCUGGGCAGGAUCUCAGCACAGAGGAGCUCUGGCAGAAAGUGCUGCAGGAUGUGACCACGGCAGAGCUGUGCGCACCUCUGCAUCGACUAGGUGCUCUGCAGGGAGCGGUAUGGCUGGCAGCAAACUGCCUGGGGAGCGUCACUGGUCUCUUCCGGCUCCUGAGUGACACCAAGGGCCCGCUGCCUUCUGCCCACGGGGGUGAGAAUGAGCUCCUUGCGCUUCUCAAGGCAUGGAGUGUGCCUGUUGAGGGGGACACGUCGCCCCUCGUGGUGCAGAGCACCAAGGACUUGAAAGAGAUACUGUGGACCUCAGCUGCCUUCCUGCAAGGUUUGCAGGGCUUGGAGGCUGGGAAUCUCCCCACAGCUCUCUCCCUGCUCCAGGCAGCUGCAUCCGGGUUCUGCUCCAAGAGGGUCCUGGCCCAGAUCUACACCUGCAUCGGCUGCUGCACUCAGCAAAUGGGCAAGCCUCAGACUGCUCUUCAGCACUUGAAGCGGGCGCUGCAGGUGGAUUUCCAGUGCCUCUCUGCCCUGUCCCAGGCGGCGCUGGUGUACCGCCAGCUGGGGGAGACGGACGCAGAGUUGGAGGCCCUGGCUCUGCUGUACAAGGCUCUGGAGACCCCCGCUCAGGAGGCUGUCUCCAUCGAUCCUUGCUUUCUAAUCCGAACGGAGCUCCUUGUUCACACCCCGGCCCUGGCAUCCCUGUUCAGCCGCAGCCACCCGUCGGAAGUGAAGUACCUGCUGGCGCAGCGAUGCCUCCAGGCUGGCAGGGUGGGUGAGGCAGUGGAGCAUUACCUGGAUCUUCUGGCUCUGCUGCAGGAGGGGCCGCAGCACCAGGUGCCCCUGCACGGCAGGUCAGCUCUGCCCAGGAUCCCGGAGGUGUUCCUGGAAGCUGCGUCCGCCCUCGAGCAGCUCGGGAGGUACCAGGACGCCAUAGCUGUGUGUGAGGAGAUCAUCAGUCGAACGGAUGACCUGAUCCCGGAGACGCUGCGGAUCGAAUUGGACUCUGGUGCUGGAGGGGAGGCGCCAGGGAGUGCAGGCUCCCCUUCACCUGGCAUCCCACCCCAGCAGAGAGAGAGCCUGCGCUGCAUCGUGUGGAGGGCAGCUGCGUAUCUGCACCAGGGCCGGGCUUGGGCCAGGCUGGGGGAGAGCAAGGAAGCCAUAACACGGUUUACCAGGUGCCUUAAUGUCCUCCUGAGAGUCCAGCUCGUGAGCGCAGCCAGCAUCCAGAGCGGCGAGGAGAUGGCAGAGGCCCUGCCAGAGGCAAAGGUGCUCCAGAAGAUCAGGUUGCUGGCUCUCCUCGGACGAGGCUCCCAGUUCCAGGAGCUGGGUCGGGACAAAGAAGCUUUGAUGAAUUUCCAGCACAGUCUGCAAGUUUGCCCAGGUGACCCUGCUGCCACCUCUCACCUGCUGCGAGCUCUGUGGAAGCUGAACCGAAGGCAGGAGGCUGCUGCUCUCUGGCAGAAGUUGCCCGCGGACGCUGCCCCGGCAGACGGACAGCAGGAAGCACCGGGGAGGCCCUACCCGUUGUACCUGGUGUCGUGUCUAAAGCAGGUGAACCUCCCACACGAUGAGUCUCUUGCUAGGAGUCUGCAGGACUAUCUGAGGACCAGUGGCCAGGAUCCUUAGAGCCAUCCCCAUCUCCCUCCCCACAGUCACGCAACUGCUAAAAUCUCUUUCCCUGCAGAGGGCAGCAGGACGGCAUUCUGCUCUGAUGGCUUUCCCAGGACUCUGACUUGCCCUUGGGCAGAAGAACUCUUCCUAGCCAAGGCACCGAAGCACAAUGAAGCUAUUUUUUUGGUAAUAAAAAGGACGCGGGAGUCGGCCACGCCCCAGUGUGUUCGGCUUACGCACACUCUUCUAAACCUCUCCUGGACUGUCUACGUUAAGAGUGAAGCAUUGUGUGCUGCAGGGCGCUUGCCCGAGCGCUGUCGGGAAUGGCGUGAGCCUCCUGCCUCCAUGUCCCCUCGCCGUGGAGAGUGGGGCUACCUGCGUGCUGGAUCCAUUGGGCCAUGCCUACCGUAGGAGCACAGGUGUGUGUUUUAACACGUUAGCA
Molecule: messenger RNA, 2248 nt
Organism: Emys orbicularis (European pond turtle)
Lineage: Eukaryota; Metazoa; Chordata; Testudines; Emydidae
Gene: FANCG
Product: FA complementation group G
Exons: 12
Coding region: 1-1821 (606 amino acids)
Biological process (GO): interstrand cross-link repair
Cellular component (GO): Fanconi anaemia nuclear complex
Molecular function (GO): protein binding
Source: RefSeq, a predicted model, not a curated record